This is a messenger RNA of Cloeon dipterum, 1343 nucleotides long. RefSeq names its product ataxin-3-like. Gene Ontology annotation, biological process: protein deubiquitination. The transcript has 8 exons. Gene Ontology annotation, molecular function: cysteine-type deubiquitinase activity. NCBI's taxonomy places the organism in Eukaryota, Metazoa, Arthropoda, Insecta, Ephemeroptera, Baetidae. The record is from RefSeq and is a predicted model, not a curated record. Gene Ontology annotation, cellular component: nucleus. The coding region runs from base 204 to 1094 and encodes 296 amino acids.
AAAACGCGUAUGUAAUGCAGUUUUCAUGCAAGUUGAUUUUUUUGUUAAUCUCGCAUUUUGAAUUACUUCGUAAACCCUUAGAAUAAUUAUUUUCCAACGAUUUCCUCUGAUUCGUUAUCCCCACCGAAACAUAAACUCAGAUUCUGAACGUUUGAGUGUUAAAUUAGCCCACCUGAGUAUCAACAAAGGGAGAACCUGGAAGAAUGGAGGAUAUAUUCUUUGAAAAGCAAGAAGGCUCCUUGUGUGCCCAGCACUGCCUCAAUGCCCUCCUGCAGGGUUCGUACUUUACUGCUGUUGACCUAGCCACCUUGGCGAAUACCCUGGAUGAAGAUGAACGACAGCAGAUGGCUGAGAGCGGCGUUGAUACUGAAGAAUACCGCCGAUUCCUGGAGCAACCCUCUGGAAACAUGGAUGACAGCGGCUUCUUUUCGGUCCAGGUCUUGAGCAAGGCGUUGCAGGUGUGGGCACUUGAUCUAGUGCCGUAUAACAGUCAACAGGAGCUUUCCCUCCAAGCACAAAGUUCACCUCAUACUAUGCAAGCUUUUGUCUGCAACUAUCGAGAGCACUGGUUCACCUUGAGGAAGAUCGGCCAUCAGUGGUUCAACCUAAACUCAAUUCAGUCCAAACCUACGCACAUCACUGAAACCUACUUAGCCCUCUAUUUGAAACAGCUCCAGCAGGAAGGUUACUCAAUUUUCAUUGUGCUGGGCGAGUUUCCAGCAUGCAAAGCUGAUGAGACGCUCCUUCUCAAUCCAUACGUUCCCAGCAGCAGCAGUAGCAGCAGCACAAACACUCCUCGCAGGACUGCCAGGAGCCGUAGCGAGGAAGAGGAUGAGGAGCUGAGGAGAGUGAUCCAGAUGAGCUUAGAAGAAACUGACGAGCCAAUUGUGGUGGAAGGUGUUGCAGUUGAGAAAAGCAGCACCAGCAGUGAAGAUCAGGAUUUGCAGCGCGCGCUCGCAAUGAGUUUAGGAAAUGAUAAGACUGAGAAACAGGAAGAAACAGUGAAAUCUGGACAGCAGGAACAGCAGCUAGUGGACCCUGAAGAGGUGAGGCGUAAGCGACUAGCUUAUCUGGACAAAAUGAACCCCUCGUGAAUGACACCUAUGCAUUUUUUUAUUGUAUUUUGAACUCAUUUCGCGUUCCUGGUCAUUGAUUCUUUUCAACGGUGCUUUUGAAGCACGAUUUUUUUCAUUGAGAAAGGAACCUUUUUGUUCAACAUCAACGGAAACUAAAGUGUUGCUAUAAAUAGGAAAGAGUUAAUUUAUUAUGUUUUGAAUAAUAUUAAUUAAUAGGAAGAAGCGAUAUUUCACAUUUAUAAUAAUAAUAUAUAAUCUAUAUAUAUU